Messenger RNA from Periophthalmus magnuspinnatus, 2460 nucleotides. RefSeq names its product protocadherin gamma-A11-like. Gene Ontology annotation, cellular component: plasma membrane. Gene Ontology annotation, molecular function: calcium ion binding. Gene Ontology annotation, biological process: homophilic cell-cell adhesion. The record is from RefSeq and is a predicted model, not a curated record. Bases 73 to 2460 code for a protein of 795 amino acids. NCBI's taxonomy places the organism in Eukaryota, Metazoa, Chordata, Actinopteri, Gobiiformes, Gobiidae. The transcript has a single exon.
CUAGGACGUGCGUAACGCUGAUUGCAAUUACUGCAUACUUGUUUUACGCGUCUGUUCGUUGUUGACGAGACGAUGGUAUUUCUAAAGAAAAUCUGUGUAUUUUUCUUGUUCUUCACGUGGAUUGAGGCAGCGUGGGGAGAUGUGAGCUACACCUUACCAGAGGAAACCAAACAAGGAUGGGUUAUUGGAAAUAUAGCAAAAGACCUGGGUCUGAAGAGCGGCGUAUUAAGCCACAGAAAAGCCCGCAUUGACACCGAGGGGACGGAGAAGCGCUACUUUGACGUAAACGUGGACAACGGAAACCUGGUUGUUGCAGACAGAAUUGACCGAGAGGAGCUUUGUGGUGAAAGGGCGUCGUGUGUCGUUAAACGGGAGCUUGUUCUGGAGAGUCCUCUGGAGCUGCACCGAAUUAGCGUUCACGUCCAAGAUAUUAAUGACAACGCACCGAAAUUUAACGAAGAGGUUAUUAGUCUUGAGAUAAGUGAAUCUGCAAUCAGGGGGGCUCGUUUUCUGAUAGAGGAGGCGCACGAUGAGGAUGUGGGGCAGAAUUCUAUUCAACAAUACAGUUUAAACAAAAACGAGAACUUUGUUUUAAUAAUAUCUGGAAAUACCAUCGAGCUGGUGCUGGAUAAAGAAUUAGAUCGUGAAAAACAACAGGAAAUAGAUUUGAUUUUGACAGCUUUUGAUGGCGGGUCUCCACAGAGAUCAGGGACCGUGGCCAUACACGUCACUGUAUUGGACGCUAAUGAUAACGCCCCUGUGUUCAGCCAGGCCGUGUAUAAAGCCAGUCUGCCUGAAAACUCCCCACUAGACACUGUAGUGCUGACUGUUAGUGCGACUGAUGCAGAUGAAGGUGUCAAUGGUGACGUGAGUUAUGAUUUUGGGCGUGUUACUGAAGAUGUGAAAAAGACUUUCAGUUUAAAUCCAAAAACAGGGGAAAUAAGAGUUAUUGGCAACAUUGACUUUGAAGCCACAGCCUCUUUUGAAAUACGUGUUAAAGCAAAAGAUGGAUUAGGAUUGUCAUCUCAUGGAAAAGUCAUAAUUUCUGUCACAGAUGUCAAUGACAAUGCUCCUGUGGUCAGUUUAAAAUCCCUGUCAGAUACAAUGGCAGAAAAUACCCCUCCUGGUACAGAGGUGGGCAUCAUUAAUGUGCAGGACAGAGACUCAGAGAACAACAGACAGGUCCGCUGCUCCCUUCAGACUGGGGUCCCUUUCAAGUUAGUACCUUCCAUAAAAAGCUAUUAUUCUCUAGUGACCACAGAACAGCUGGACCGUGAGCUAGUGUCUGAUUACAACAUUACAAUCACUGCCACUGACGAGGGCUCUCCUCCUCUGUCCUCCUCUAAAACUGUCCACUUAACUGUAGCUGACAUCAAUGACAACCCUCCUGUGUUUGAGGAGCAGUCCUACAGCGCACAUGUGACUGAAAAUAACAAACCUGGCUCCACUUUAUGUUCUAUUGCUGCUCGAGACCCAGAUUGGAGACAAAACGGGACAGUGGUUUAUUCUCUGUUACCUGGUGAGGUGAAUGGGGCCCCAGUGUCCUCCUAUGUAUCUGUUAAUGGAGACACAGGGGUGAUCCAUGCUGUGAGGGCUUUUGAUUAUGAACAGUUCAGGAGUUUUAAAGUCCAUGUGAUGGCCAGAGACAAUGGCUCUCCUCCACUCAGCAGCAACACGACAGUCAAUGUGUUUAUAUCUGACGUGAACGACAACUCUCCCCAAAUACUGUACCCCACCCCGGAGGGGAACUCCUUCAUGACUGAACUGGUCCCUAAAGCUGCACAUGCAGGCUCUCUGGUGUCCAAAGUGAUAGCAGUGGACGCAGACUCUGGACAGAACGCCUGGCUGUCCUAUCACAUAGUCAAAUCCACUGAUCCGGGACUUUUUACUAUCUGUCUCCACAGUGGAGAGAUCCGGAGCCAGCGGGACGUCUCUGAAUCUGACAGCAUGAAACAGAACCUUAUUGUGUCAGUGAAGGAUAACGGACAGCCUCCUCUCUCUGCCACCUGCUCCAUGUAUUUACUGAUCUCUGAUAACUUGGCUGAAGUGCCUGAACUCAAGGACAUUUCUUAUGAUGAGAGGGACUCAAAGCUGACAUCCUAUCUGAUCAUUGCACUGGUGUCAGUGUCCACAUUUUUCCUCACCUUCAUUAUUAUUGUCCUGGGUGUGAGGUUCUGUCGCAGGAGGAAGCCCAGACUGUUGUUUGAUGGAGCAGUUGCAAUCCCCAGUGGUUAUCUGCCUCCUAAUUAUGCAGAUGUUGACGGCACAGGAACUUUACGCAGCACUUACAACUAUGAUGGAUACAUGACGACUGGAUCCAGGACAAGUGACUUUAAGUUUGUGUCGUCCUACAAUGACAACACGCUGCCUGCAGAUCAGACACUGAGAAAAAGCCCCACUGACUUUUCUGACGUCUUUGGAGAUUUAGAAGAAUGCUCAGAGGUAUGCAACUGCAAUUAA